AUGCUGUCCACCGUUCCCCUCAAUGCAGGACGGAGGCGCGUAUUCGGCUCCGUGUUCUCGCCGUCACCCGCCCACUCGCUCAAGUCGGACAACCCCGUCACCUCGUUCGAAUCGACCGACUCAUCGUCCACAGUCAAAGCGGACUCGCAGUCAAAUUCAUUCGCGACCAUCGGCGGGUCGACAGACACUGCAUCUGCAGAUGAAGAAAUUCUAGAUCAUGCGCGCGCCGCGGCAGCUGAAUUUCUUUCUGUGCCGAAUCUAGGCUUUGAACUCCUCUACGCUUAUCGCGACACUGAUGGCAGUGAGUUACUGAAGGAAUGGGACAGACUUGCCCCGCCCUCAAAAGAGUGCGCGGAGGCACUGGAAUAUCUGAUGCGGACAUCUCCAUGGACGUUGUUCGAAUGGUAUGGCAACGACAUCAGACGGCAUUUCCUGAUGAACUUUCGAUCCGGAUUGACCAAGCUAUUGGCUUCUCCUGAGAAGGACGGUCUCUUGCGCAUUAUCGUGGAUUGCUUACAGCUCGCGCGUCGGAUCUACCUCGCCCCCGUCCUACAUUUCCUCGUUCCAUUGACUCCCCACCAGGGGGCCUACCUUGGUCAAUUGCAGCGCGCUUUUCAUACAGUGGUCUCAUACAGUUUACCGUGGCGGGAGGUUUCAAAACUUCUUGCCAGCGAACUCACACGCGACGCCGUGGUGAUCCUGGGCAUUGACACGCUAGAUGAGGCCUUCGAUGCGGAGAUUAGCGAGGACGAAAUGGAAGUGGAACGAUCAUACUCUGUCUCAUACAAAGAUUGGAGGGAAGAAACACCGGAAGCCCGCGAAAACCUAAUGGCCGAGGGCGAAGAUCACCGAGUAACUAUUGCCCGGGACCAAUUGCUAGCGUUCCUGAACGGCCUUCAGCUUGUUGGGCUUGGUGCAGACAAGGCCCAGAAGGUGUUUGCGGAGGUGAUGAACAUACUCAUGGGAGACUUCAUUCAAGCUGCAUACGCUGGUGAGUGGGAGGCGCCCUCGACUGUCCCGCAGCACUUGGGCCAGUGGAUUGAGAAUGUCUACGCACGCCUUGCGGUCCAGGUGCUGUCCGUCAUCCAUUCCGAUGUCGAAUCCAGGACCAUGGAUGUGAGCUUUGGCGACGUUGAAAAGUGGCGGACGGUAGGCAUCGCCCGGCUUGGAAUGCUUCGAGUCAGCGAACUCUUCGAUGUUGUCGUUGACUGGCCUGCGAGCAGUGGAGCGGUGGAAGAUCUGCGACACUUCGUCACUCAGACCAAGCCACGGGCGUAUGUGACGCAUUGGUUCUCAUUGAACCUACAACAGAGACUCCUGCAUCCUGGUGCUUCCACUGUCGAGAUCCUACAAGUGUAUAUCUCGGUCAUUCGGGCCUUUCAUUUGCUGGAUCCCAAUGGCGUCCUUCUGGACAGAAUUGCGCGGCCUAUCAGACGGUACUUGAGAGAUCGGGAUGACACCGUCAAGGUGAUCGUUGGUGGCCUAUUAUCUGAUUCUGAGGUGGUGGAAGGACCAGGCCCAGCUGACACGUUGGUGGAGCUGGCUAGCGAACUGACCAGGCUCAACCACCACGCCAUGCAAAACAAGAACAGCGAAAUAGACUUCGACGACAUGAGCUGGCUGCCAGAUCCCAUCGACGCCGCCCCAGACUAUCGCAAGUUGAAGACCGCCGAUGUCAUCGACAGCCUUGUCAGCUUGUUUGAUUCAAAGGAGAUGUUCGUCAAGGAAAUGCAAACUCUCCUGGCAGAUCGUCUCAUCCAAAAUCGUCGAGAUUACCUCCGAGAAACCGCGGUCUUGGAGCUUCUCAAAAUCCGCUUUGGGGACUCUGCACUGCAGGCAUGUGAAGUCAUGCUGAAGGACUUGACGGACUCCCGCCGUCUCGACCACGGCGUGAGGAACGACCAGAAGAUGUGGGGCGACCUUGAGGCCUCCCCCACGGAGCUUCAUGCCAAAAUUCUCUCUCGUUUCUUCUGGCCUGAAUUCCAGGAUCAAGAAUUCAAGGUGCCCGAUGAAAUUACCAAUCUUCAAAAAACCUACUCCAAGUGCUUCGAAAAGCGCAAAAAUUCCCGGAAACUGAUGUGGCACAACGCCCUUGGCCAAGUGACUGUCGAACUAGAGUUUGAAAAUCAUUCGUUCAGUGGCGAAGUUACAACCUGGCAAGCAACGAUCAUCUACGCUUUCCAAGACUCCACCCCAGAUUCCCCAGCAAAGAGAUCAAUUUCCGAACUCGCUGACCAGUUCGAAAUGUCCGUUCCUCUUGUCCGCAGCGCAUGUCUCUUUUGGGUUAGCAAGCGGGCUCUCCACGAGGUCACCAGAGAUACAUUUGAGGUAGUCGAAGUUCUUGAGCAUGAACACGAACACGUACCGGACUCAGAUUCCGACAGCGAAGCUGGAGAAGCUGAUGCAGCGGCUGCCGCCGAAGCAGCCGCCGCCGCUGCCGCAAAGGAGACUGCCGAAGCGGCUGCGAUGGAGAAGAUGAAUGUCCACUGGCAAUUCAUUGUCGGCAUGCUCACGAACCAAGGGCCGAUGCCUUUGGCACGCAUCAUCAUGAUGUUGAAGAUCGCAGUCCCCGGCGGGUUCCCAUUCAGCGAUGAGGAGCUGAGGGAAUUCCUGGGCGGUAUGGUUACGAAGGGCAAGUUGGAGAUUGUCAAUGGGGGCAAUUACAAGAUCGUGCAUUAA
This is a messenger RNA of Penicillium olsonii, 2679 nucleotides long. The record is from the annotation of a GenBank genome assembly. NCBI's taxonomy places the organism in Eukaryota, Fungi, Ascomycota, Eurotiomycetes, Eurotiales, Aspergillaceae.